CCUGAUGCGCUAAGAUUAAUAAUCGUUUCUCGAUCUUUAACGAUCUGAGAAAGGUCAAUAUCAAAUGACGUAGUUUUUUAUGUUGGCUUUUCGGUUACGUAACCUAUAUAGAAUAUUAGCCAUUAUUUUCGAGUUAAUCUCGUCGUUCUCUCGCUAAAUUGGAUAGCCGCUGCUAGAUCAUUGGCGUAAAGUAGUAUACUUUCAAGUACAAAUAUUGUGUCUCUGCCAAACCCUCAAUCUUCCUAGACAGUUUGAAGGCAGCCCAAGUAAGUUGCAGAAGGUUGCGAUAAAUCAUCAAGGGAAAGUUUCAGGUGGAUAGAGCCGAGCAGUGCGGAUAAUGAACGAUUCCAUCACUGAGGCGACUCCAUUUGAUUUGGAACCCACCUUUUUGUAUCCUGUUGUCACUUGCUACCUGGUUAUCUCGUUAGUUGCUUUCGUUGGCAACCUCUCUGUCUGUUACGCCAUACUCGCCGACAGAAAACUCCGCGACAAUCCUACAAAACUCUUGUUGUUGUCUUUGGCCAUCUCGGACCUUCUCACAGUAACCAUUGUCGUGCCAUUUGACAUCGAAUCGCUUUUAUUACAUGGACUGUGGAAACACGGAGAAGCUUUCUGCAUAAGUUGGCUUACAGUGUACCUUAUCACUGUAUCUAGCUCGAUUUUGACGCUUUUAGCCAUCAGCGUGGAUCGAUAUAACACCCUUCGUGAUCCUCUCGCUCGGUUUCGACGUUCGCAUUUCAUGACCAAGAAGAGAGCUGUAACAAUCUCCCUGCUAAUUUGGAUUUACUGCAUUUUAUGGUCUCUGCUUCCCACCAUUGGGUGGCGAGAUGGAACUAUAGAGCCGAUCUUGAAGGGAGCAUGUGUAAUACCAUACACUAAGGUUUACCAUAUGCUCAGUUCUCUCUUAAAUUUUAUACUCCCAUUGCUGGUCACAUGUUUGUUUUAUAUCCUGAUUUAUCGCAUUGCCCGCAACCAUGGAACCAAGGGUAACAACGGCGCUAGCUCACCGUCAACCAAACAGACUACUAAAGAAGGACGCAAAAUCUAUUUGAAGAAUAUCAAAGCAGCCAAGACUACUUCGAUGUUCGUCUUGGCCAUUUUCUUCUGCUGGCAGCCAUACGCGUAUUUCAGCAUGGUGGUCACCUUGGGUGCUUUGAAUCCAAUUUCUUACGAAGUUUUCCUGGUGCUGCUGAUGCUUGGCUAUCUUAACUCGGCGCUUAAUCCGUUUUUGUUUACCUUCCAAAACAAACAUUUUAAAGCUGUACUGCUAAAGCCAUUCUCUUUAUUUUAGCAGCCCUGAUUGGUU
This is a messenger RNA of Stylophora pistillata, 1306 nucleotides long. Its product is annotated as histamine H2 receptor-like. The record is from RefSeq and is a predicted model, not a curated record. Gene Ontology annotation, cellular component: dendrite; plasma membrane. Gene Ontology annotation, molecular function: neurotransmitter receptor activity; G protein-coupled serotonin receptor activity. NCBI's taxonomy places the organism in Eukaryota, Metazoa, Cnidaria, Anthozoa, Scleractinia, Pocilloporidae. Gene Ontology annotation, biological process: G protein-coupled receptor signaling pathway, coupled to cyclic nucleotide second messenger; chemical synaptic transmission.